AAUGCUUUUUAUAUCUAAAUAUUUAAAAUUUAAUAUAAAAUUUCUCAAAAGUAACCAAUACUGGGACAUAAGGUGUACAUAAUAAUAUAUAAAGACAAUUAUUAUUAAAAUCAAUACUGGAUGUAAAAUAUAUUUAUAUAUUGGUUUUAUGUCUGCUUAUAAAUUAAUAGAAUAAUACAUUUUAGUCCUCAAUAUUUUUAAAAGGGCUGAAUAUCAGUACAAUAAGCUCUGCUGCGGAUUUUUUAGAUUUUUACAUUAUUUCUCUAGAGCUAUUUAAUGAAUGCAGUGUUGACUUAAGAAACAUCGGGAUAACUCCAAUGACUGGACCAAAGACAAAUUAUACAUUGGAAAAAUUAAAAGAUGUUUUACAGGAAGCAUCUUUUCCAAAAGAAAAAACAUAUUUUAAAUUUUAUUGUAACCCAACACCAAUAAAUGAAUCAACAAGUAUUUGUGUUUCGAAUUUUGAAGUGAUGUGUACACAGCCACAAAUAGGAAGUGAUUGGUGUACUCGACAAUCAUACAACGAAAAGGGUCAAUAUGUGCAAAAAAACGGAGCAGGAUUUAUGGUUUGUCAUAUCGAUAUUGAUCACCCUCAUAAUUGUUGUAACUGUGAAAAGCCAUACCCUGUGCGUUCAAUGCUAUUUUGGAUGGUUUUAAUGGUGUUCCAUCAAAAAACUGUGAACUAUUUGAUAAACAUUAAAAAAUAGAUUCAUCAAACUUUGGAAAACACUUACAAGUGUUACAAUUGUUAAGGUCAAAUAGUUAUAUCACAAUUACCUGUCUUCAGUGUUGGAAUUUAUCUAGAUGAAAAUAUUGUUAUCUAUUAUCUUAGCUAGAUUAAAUUCUACUGGUCAUCUUUUUUUUAUCUUAGAUAAAAAAUUCAGUUACCUAUAUUAAUUUAUCUAGAUAUUUUUUAUG
Molecule: messenger RNA, 918 nt
Organism: Rhopalosiphum padi (bird cherry-oat aphid)
Lineage: Eukaryota; Metazoa; Arthropoda; Insecta; Hemiptera; Aphididae
Exons: 4
Coding region: 318-707 (129 amino acids)
Source: RefSeq, a predicted model, not a curated record